Messenger RNA from Wasmannia auropunctata (little fire ant), 3731 nucleotides. RefSeq lists its product as uncharacterized. Bases 1821 to 3605 code for a protein of 594 amino acids. The record is from RefSeq and is a predicted model, not a curated record. Lineage: Eukaryota; Metazoa; Arthropoda; Insecta; Hymenoptera; Formicidae. The transcript has 6 exons.
GGCGUCAGUGACUUCGCGUCCGCCGAUCCGAUCGGAUCCUCUUCAAAAGGUGCGCGCGUUCCUCCGUGAGACUACCAGAAGGUAGUCGGGCAAAUUGGACCAUUCGAUCGUCGCCUUUAAGAAAAUCGACCACCGCGAUGCAGCGCGACCUCGGCCGACAAGGUGUCUGAAGGAUAUCCCCGCGGGAUCUCUCUCCAACCUCUCUCUCUGGCCUUCGCCUCUCCUCGCGGGAUACGGUAGGUCCUGUUCGUAUGGCUACCAGGAUGCAGCUCAGACCCAGUUAUCGAGGCGUCCAAAGGCACCCCGCGGCCCGCGCGCACGGCUCGGCAUAAAGCAAUAAAAGCGCCCGCGCCGUACGAGAUAUAUCUCGCGAGGCUUCGCGUAAGAAACGGCGAAAGAAAGCCGGCUGCACCGGUAAAUCAUAAACGCCACGGGGAUCGAACCCCACGGGAGAUAACUGCCUUCGCGUCAGGAGAUACAGAGAAAGAGAGAGAGGAGAGAGCAAACUCUCGGUUAACCGAGCGGGAUUCAUCGUUCGUCGAUCGCACGUCCAUCGGAACCAUCUAUCCUCGAACGUCUCUCGGGUGGCAUUCGAAAACGAAACAGGAAGAGGACCCCAUUCAACGUUCAUCAUCGGGAAAACAGGACGUCCGGAAAAGUACCUCGGCUGCGCGCGCGCGCGAGAGACGAUCUUCAUCGUAAGCGUCUCUUGCUCGCCAUCGCGGACAUCAUCGAUGGUCCUGAUAGCUUAGAGUCCAUAAGAUACGGCCUCACACGUGUAUAGACAGUCGUCGCUCGCGAGUGUUCAUCACAGGAUACACCGCCGGUAGAUCGUAAUAGUUUAAGGGCCGCCGAGGAGAGAUGUUUGCCUGCUCGCUCACGCAACGGUGUUUACCGUCGAGAAUAUUAUCGAUAGAUACGCGAUAGUCUUGCCGUAACGCGUUUGCGCUACCGCCCCUGAUCAAUCGCGGGAGGAGGAGGAUGAUCGAUCGCGUGUGUGAAAAGUGUAACGCGGAAAGUGGCAAACCCGCGAGCGGAUCGACGCCGACGGCGAUCGCCUUGACAGUGCCUCCGCCGACAGUACGCAGGAACGAUCGACCGGCACGCUCGACGCGGUGUCUCGUCGACGGUGUCUCGUGAUUCUCGAUCUCUCACUGCGCGCUGUUGCCCCGGGCAACAGUUUAUAGUGACUAGUGAACGGAGUCUCGCUGUAUUGUUUACAACGGGUCGAGAUCAACGAGCCGGCUUUAAUGCCCGCUGCAAAUCAAUUUUAUACUAUUCGAUAAAGGAAUCGAUUUUCUCGUUCUCGAGAUAUAUAUAUGCAAAAGUAACGAUCGCCCUUCGUGUGUCUAACUUGAUCUCUCCUUUAUUUGCCGCGAGCGGCAAUUUCACGGCGAGGAUUACCUGACCGCUGGCAAAGUGUCGAAAAUAACUCACAAUCAGCGCUGAGAGAGGGUUAAUGUCACUAUCAUCGCGCCGCGAGACGGAAAGUGACGGUUGCCGUGCGGCCGCGGCGGAGUGACAUAAUUGAAGAAGAAAGUGCCAGCGCGAGUCCGAGCCCGUUAUUAAGCGGUAAUGUGCGGGUGCCGCGGGGGCAGCGAAGAUGCCCACGAAAGCGUGCGUCGCGCUCGCUCCGCCACCACGGGGAUUAAAUGACGCUAAGCCCACGAGCUCCGCGGCGUUAUCCUGAGAGAGGACUGUCGCGCUCGAAUCAACCUCAGUUUUUUGAUUCCGACACCCUCCGACCGGCUCUCGCCCGAAGUGCUCGAUGCUCUCCGUAACCGUGCGCGCGGUGACGCCGUUUCGAAACGCGUGAGACCAUGUCGUCGAACGGUGAAUUCUCGACGAUGUCCAGCGAGGAGAUGCCGUCGCUGCCGAAAUCCCUGCCGAGCUCGAGAGAAGCCACCGCCGAGGGCGGUUCUGGUUCCAGCGGCGGAUACAUGCCGCUACGGGAGUUCCUGGAUCGAUUCUCGUUACCAAGGGUCGUCCGACUCGAGGGUACCGGCGGCAGACCGGUGCUCCUGUACAAGCAGCAACAGCGAUCGUUGAGAGUCACGGCGAGCCUACUAAUACACCGGUACCGGCAUGACGUCAAGGUGGGACCGGAGAUCGUCAUCCCGGAGGGUUAUCCAGGAUGGUUUUCUGUGAUAUCUGGCAAUAACACGACGGGCAGCGCGCGCGUCUACCGAAGAGUGGAUUCCUUGGUGAAGACGGGGGUGCCUGCUUUUCUGUUGGCGACGCCUCUGAGAGCGUACACAUUGACGCACUCGAAAAUGGAGAACGGAAAUCUGCGGGCCCAUUACACGAAGACGACGAUCCGAGCCGGCGAGAUACUACGGCUCGUGGCGGUCUUCCAGGAUACGCGGCGGUGCAGUUCGGUCUCCUUCACCAUUGCCGGCGGAUGCCCCGAGAAGGACCAGUAUGCACAAUGCAUCGACCUUCACGGGCGAGAGGUGUUCGCCUCGCUGUCGACCAGGGGCGAGUUCUACGCGAUCUGUCAGGGAAGCGGAAGCGUCGAGGCGGGUAGCGACGCGGUGCUCUACAAGGUUCAUCACCUCGCCAAGAGACAGCUGCCUCUCAGAGUACGACUGAUAGCGGGACCACUGCCGGUGCCACUGCCGAAGGAAUACGGCGGUCUAAUGCAAUUGGAGACAUCAACGCGUGGUCCCAUAGUGCUGGGCUGCGUUGUUCCCGAGAGACCGGUGCACAAUCCGGAAAUGCUCGAAUUGGUCGUGUCCGGUAACGGAGCACCGCGAGUGCGAAGAGCUCGAUUGGGUUAUCCCUCGGAGGCGAGAUUGUUAGCUUCCCCGAAAAUGCAACGAUUAUUAUCAGCCUGCAGCCGAACGGUCGGAGAUCGUGCAACGGAACCGCGAGUGGCGCCUACGAAGCUGCAUCCGCCAACCGUGGAAAGCCUGAAGGAGAUGCAUCUGAAGAAGAUCAAACCGAAACCGGAGACCAAGCCGAUCCUGCAGAGCCUGAAGGACGGGCUGGAGCAUUUGAAACGGAGCUCCGUCAAGGAGCGGAAUCAACAGACGAAGCAGAGUACCGGGAAUGGCAUUCUCGAGAGGAUCUCGAAACUAACUCAGGGCAACAGGAAUCGCAACCCCGCGAAAAAGUCGGCCUCCUUCACGUUUGCGGUGAGGCCGGAGAUCGCCAUGAGAUCUCAGGAGCGUUACUCCAGUCUGGAGCCGGAAACUACCUCUCAUCAGACGCGCCAGAAUCAAAAUGCUAAGCAGUCGGUGCAGAGAUCGGUGUCGACCAGCGUGCUGGAGGUACCGUGCGUCGAGCUGCAGCCCAACUAUUCUCGCGUGAGGGACAGCCUGACGCCGCUACCGUCGCUCCCGAAGCUGGUCAAGACCGGCGGCAGUAAGACCGAGGAGAUCUACGCCGAGAUCUGCGACACCGCGGCGGCGAACCAGGCGCAGAAGUGCCCGGGUAGUCACGUGAUGGCGCGAAUAAGGAUCGUCGUGCAGGGCAACGACUCGUCCUUGGGAACGCACAAUGUGAUCGGUAACGAGAGAUAUGUGAAUUCGAUGGUAACGAGCGAGCAGAUCGACUCGAUCAUCAGUACAGAGGAUGAAGUGAUCUACAAUACUGUAUUUUAAAAUUAGGAUGACGUACAAAAUGCAGUUUAUAGUGCUUAUGAUCGUACGUAAGCGGAAAAGAGAUUUCACUGUAACUCGAGGCAGCGACGUAUGGAAAUUUCUAAAGUGUAGGAAAACCGGCUGUGU